GUUUAAGAAAACAUCUCCAUUCCUUAGCCAGGAGUAAAGCUAGUUUGCUCUGCAUUCUCUGGAUUUCUUACCGAAGAACUCUUAGUAAUGAAUCACUGGGUAAAAUUAAUGAUCUUAAAUUAGCUGGGCUCAGAAUCUGUAAUUAUCAAGACGAACAGAACUUAUCUGUAGAUAAGUGGGAUAUUAUUAUAGUCCAGGUUGAGAGUCUUUCUCGUAUAGAGUUCUCAGCCCGUCCGAUUGUAGCUAUUUUAGACGAAGCUAAUGCAAUUCAUCGCCAAAUGAGUAGUGGUGUAAAUGCACGAGAAUCUGAGAGUGCGAUGCGUGACGUACUAAAAACGGCCCAGCAUGUACUCGCAAUGGAUGCCUUUGCAAAUGAGUCGACCCUAAACUUCCUCAAAGCCUAUCGUGGAGAUGAUAUUCGGGUGAUCGAUAACAAGUUUCAGCCUCUUGUAGGUAAAACCGUAGAGUAUCUUUAUGAUCCAAAUAGUGGAGCUGAAGCUAUGCGUAUAGGGUGUAAGCUACUAGAGCAAGGUAAGCGCGUGGCCUUUGUUCUGACUAGCUGUGGUAUGGCUCGAGCAUUGGUAGAAAAAGUCUCUAAAUUGCAAACGCCAGAUAAUUCCCUUGUCAGAGCCCGUGCUUAUUAUGGUGAUAUGGACGGAAAACAACGAAAAAAAGACUUUUCAGAUAUAAAUACUGCUUGGGGUGAACUUGAUUGUGUAGCCUAUACAAGUACAGUAGAAGCGGGCAUAUCUUUUGAAAAGACUGAUCACUUUGAUGCAGUUAUAGGCAUUACAAAUAUUGUAACUCCAGUUAAUGUUGAAGCUUUUGUCCAAAUGAUGUUCCGAAUUCGUGAUUGUAAAAGGCGUAUAUUAUCCCUCUAUUAUCAAAGAAAUUCUAGUGAGCUUUUUCGCCCGCCAGGUUAUGAGAAUAUUCGUUCCGAACUGGAGAGUGCUCGACCUAAUGAUUUGCCUACAGCAAUAAGGGGACAUCGCGAAUGGGAUAAAAAUAUUAUAUCAUAUAAGCUUGAUCAGUCACCGGCCGUAAUAUCAUACCUUGAAGUUGAACAUCGGAAACGCCUUUCUGUAAGAAAUUUCAUCAAGAUAUCAUGCAGUCUCAUAGCUAGUACUGGCGCUUCUCUCCAACUAAUAAAAAUGGAUGACAGCCAAGGAGUUAUAGGGAAUCGUAAGAAAAUCCGCAAUGAGGUUAGGAUUGGAGCAUUAGUUAUCAAAGAAGCGGAUUUUAGCGCAGUUGCUACUUCCCGGAACCUUGAUCCUGAAGAAGCUGAAAUUCUUAAGUUUGAUCAAGAACGUUCUAUUGCAGAUACUAUGGCACUUAAACGUUUCUAUAUGUGGAAUCUUUAUGGCGGUAAAGAUAUGAGUACCAAAGAUUGGGAUGAUCUUUGCAAUAAGAAAUUCAUAGAACGUUUUAGUCCACCUGAACCUCGGAAACAUUUUCUGCGCCUAUCUCAAUUCCGGAAGCAAGGUUGCGAUGAAGAGAGUGCGAUGAAAGGAUUGGAAGCUAAAGAUAGUGCUCAGUGGGAAGAUACCUGUUAUAAAGCUGAAGAGAAUUUAGAAAAAUCAAUAAUAGAGGACUUGCGUAAAACUUAUUCGGCUAAUCAUUGGAAAGUUAUACAAGAACUUUUUAAGAUAUUGGGUUUUACCGGCAUAGAUGAUAAGCGUAUUCUUUCUGGUAGUAUGGUAUCAGAAGCGUUUACGCAAUCCUGUGAAAGAUUUAUAGAAAUUCGAGAUCAAUCCUUAUUGCUCUUUG
Messenger RNA from Funneliformis geosporum, 1767 nucleotides. NCBI's taxonomy places the organism in Eukaryota, Fungi, Glomeromycota, Glomeromycetes, Glomerales, Glomeraceae. The record is from the annotation of a GenBank genome assembly.